Parastagonospora nodorum SN15 is the source of this 507-nucleotide messenger RNA. RefSeq lists its product as hypothetical. Bases 1 to 507 code for a protein of 168 amino acids. The record is from RefSeq and is a predicted model, not a curated record. The transcript is spliced from 2 exons. NCBI's taxonomy places the organism in Eukaryota, Fungi, Ascomycota, Dothideomycetes, Pleosporales, Phaeosphaeriaceae.
AUGCUGCCGCGGAUGAGGCGAGUCCUCACUAUCGUCCCUCUGCACGCCCCGCGGCUUCCCUCUGUUUCUGUUUGCAGCCCCGAUCUGCACAGCCCGCAAAGUGGUGCGCCAUUCUGCCUGUUUCCCCAGAGCCGCCACACGCAGAUCGGCCCCGAGGCGGAGGCGGAUGAAACGAAACAACAAACCCUCUCCUGCCUGAAGGUCACUGCGUCUCGCGUCUCGAGCCUCGGACCAUCUGCCGGCAGUGUUGCUGCUUCCGGUCUUGAUCUUGAAGCAGACAUCCAACUGCCUGCGCAGCCUCUCGCCGAGGUACCCUUCGUACAACCGCGGGUCAUCACGCAACCUGCCCGCCUACAAGGCAAUGCGAUGCGGAGCAACUUCACGGCUCCGCAAAUGACUUCCAACCCCGUCCAUUCUUGCGAGCCUGAGCGCGUCAAUAACCCCGAAACCUUCUCCAGACUGACCUCCAAGGCUGACAGCAUAUCGUACAUGGCAUCGCAGGGCUGA